Messenger RNA from Nelumbo nucifera (sacred lotus), 2835 nucleotides. It is a transcript of the gene PRMT7, whose product is annotated as protein arginine methyltransferase 7. The record is from RefSeq and is a predicted model, not a curated record. Gene Ontology annotation, biological process: chromatin remodeling; peptidyl-arginine methylation, to asymmetrical-dimethyl arginine. Lineage: Eukaryota; Viridiplantae; Streptophyta; Magnoliopsida; Proteales; Nelumbonaceae. Gene Ontology annotation, molecular function: protein-arginine N-methyltransferase activity; histone methyltransferase activity.
AUAGGGCAAACCAUACCGUUCUAACAGUUUUUUGCAAUCUUGCACUAGGAAUAUCUCCUAUGAAAUAAACUCAAUUGCACAAGGCUGCUCGAAUGGGCUUUGCCCUGACUGAAGCCGAACUCCAAUAUAGUGGCUUCAAAGCCUUCAAUUCAAAUACCCCAACUCCUUUACGAAACCAAGUGAAACGAAGACCGGACGAGACCAGCAACUGAAGACUGGUACAAUGAAAUUGAAGCACAUACCAACUCCUUUCCCCUUACCCUUUCUUUGUCAGACUAACAAGACUCAUGCCUCCGAAUCAUAAAGAGAAGACUCGACGCGCUCACUCACUGCUUAGUUACCCAUAAUGUCUCUCUGCAUAUUUCAUUUGAAGCUCGACGUUCGAUGUUCAUGGCUUCCUCAAUAUGCAGAACACUUGUUUCCAAUAUUGUCCUUCACCCCAUAACCCGUCUCAACCCUUCAUCAUUCGGCCGCAUCAAGUGCCAGCCGGUUCGAAGCAUGAGCUCUGAAUUGUCUCAGCGCAUUUUUCAGUUGAGAUUCAAUCCCUUGACAGGAAACUCGGAAUGGGUAGUCAUCGAAGAGAGCGAAGAAGAAAAUUCACCUAAAGCCCUAUUGUCAUCGACGUCUUAUCUCGACAUGCUUAACGACUCACCGCGGAAUAGAGCAUUCUGUAAAGCCAUAGAAAAGACCGUAAUAAAGCCAUGCCAUGUUCUUGAUAUCGGUUCUGGUACUGGUUUGCUAUCAAUGAUGGCUGCACGGGCAAUGGAUUCUAGUGAUGCAAAACAUUAUACUGGUUCCAAAGGGAUAUUAUCCGCAUGUGAGUCUUACCUUCCCAUGGUUAAGCUGAUGCGGAAAGUUCUGCGAAUCAAUAAUAUGGAGAAGAAGAUACGAAUCUUCCAUAAGCGAUCUGAUGAACUCAAAGUUGGGCACGAUCUUGCUUCACGUGCAAAUAUUCUAGUUAGUGAGAUACUAGACUCAGAAUUAUUGGGUGAAGGGCUAAUACCGACUCUACAACAGGCUCACGAUGAGCUAUUGAUGGAAAAUCCACAAACUGUUCCAUCCCGAGCAACUAUUUAUGGCCAGCUGGUUGAAAGUACAUUCUUAUGGAAACUGCAUGAUUUAUACAAUAAUGAAGCAAAAGCAUUGGAUAAUGUACAUCUUGUUCCAGCUGAAUUGGAGAGAAUUUUAAGAGUCAAACCACAACAAUAUGCUAUGCAUUGUGAUGCAAUAGCAGAAGAGAUAAGAUUGUUGUCAGAUCCAUUCAAAGUUUUUGAAUUUGACUUUUCAAAACGACCAGAAAGUCAUGGACAAACUGAACUACACAUAAAGGCAACUAGUGAUGGUAGAGUUCAUGCUAUAGUUUCCUGGUGGGUACUUCAGCUUGAUUACGAGGGGACGAUCUUCUAUUCAACUGCCCCUCGGUGGAUAAACUUGCCUUUCAACUGUGAAGAUUUGCAAACACAAUCUCAUAAUUGGUGUGACCAUUGGAAACAGUGUGUUUGGUUCAUACCAGGGAUAGGAAUUUUGGUAUCCAAGGAUGAGCAGGUUGAUUUUCAAGCAGUUCAUAAUGAUAUUAGUAUCUCAUACAAUCUCAAGCAUGGGGACUCAAAAUUGGAACAAGGGUAUCCUGACUUUCAUACCAGAGGUUGUCAACUUAUACUAUCACCAGAAAGAAUUGCUAUAUAUGGAGACAGAGAAUGGAGAUAUGAUAUGCUAAGAGCUGUGAUGAAUGCAUUGCAGAAGAAGGUUUCCCCCUUGUGCGUUGUUGCAGAUGAUAGUGUGUUCUUAACAAUUCUUCUUGCAAAUCUUUCACCAUCCUCAAAUAUAAUAUCAGUAUUUCCAGGGCUACAAGAGAAGGGUGCCCAAUAUUUACAAGCUGUAGCUGAUGCAAAUGGUUUCUCUAUUAAUCGUGUUAAUGUUCUUGGGAAGAGACCAACAUGUUUGACUACAGAUGAUACCGAUCAGAAAAAGGUUGACCUGUUAAUUGGAGAGCCAUUUUAUUAUGGAAAUGAAGGGAAGCUUCCAUGGGAAAAUUUACGCUUUUGGAAGGAAAGAACAAUGCUUGACAAAGUCUUAUCCAAAGAUGUAUUAAUCAUGCCUUGUAAAGGGAUCUUGAAGGGUUGUGCCAUGUCUCUUCCAGAUUUAUGGAGAAGUCGUCGUGCCCUUGAAAUUAUUGAAGGUUUUGAUCAUUCAGUUGUAAAUACAACCUUAGGGGCCUGUGGUGAUUUACCUGUAUCACAAGGUCCUUCCCUUCCAUAUUUUAUUUGGCAGUGUGGGGAGAUCAAGGAACUGAGUGAGGCAUUUACAAUCAUGGAAUUUGACUUCUCAAAGCCCAUAAGCCUAUCUUUUGGGAAGACCAAGGUUGGGUUUACUGAGGCAGGUAUUUGCCAUGGAUUUGUACUUUGGAUUGAUUGGAUACUCGAUGUUGACCACUCUAUUGUGCUGUCAACAGGACCAAAACAUAGAUAUUGGAAACAAGGAGUAAAACUCCUGAGCAAGCCUGUAGCAGUUGGCAACCAUGGAUCUUCUGGUAUUGGUGAUUGUUCUUUCACUGAAAUUGAAGCAUCAUUUAACCCAUCAGAUGGUGAACUUAUUAUAAGACAUGAUUUUUUGUAACUGAAGGAUAUGAAGGGAUAAAAUAUUUAGACAGUUCCUGUUGCACAAGCUUUUACUUUCUUCUUUUCUUUCCUUUUUUUUUUAAGUUUCCCUUUACUGAAAAACUGUCUUCAGAAUAAAGAUAUAUAGAAGGUGUGAAGAAACUGUCUUCAGAAUAAAAGGGAUGGAGAUAGAGCUAAAAAUAUGCAAUGACUGAAAAAAUUCCGCCACUGAGCCUAA